AUGUCAUCCUCAUCGUCCUCUUCUUCCCCGCAGAUGAGCAUUAGCAGUAGUAGUCCCAUGGGGACUCCUAGCAAAAACAAGUACUUUUUUGUAUCGACUCCCCCCAGCCACAGCCCACAGCACCAACAAUCGCAAACUAUCUGGAAGAUUCUCCGAUGGGUCUUGUUGGGCUUUGGCAUUGGCGCUGCCACCAUGGCACUGUUUCAAUCCAUCAACAUGCCUAGCAUUCGAGUGGAAUUUGAAUACGAAGAGGGACCACCACCACACCAAGUGGCGCAACAACAUCACAAAAACGCGUUCAUUCUCCAGAGCAAACACAACAGCAACAAGAAACAUUUACAGCAAGAUGUCUUGGCCUUGAAGCAACAAAAAGACCUCGAAUUUGCUGCACGGGAAGAGGCAAAUUGGAAUAUUCACAACAGCAACAAUGACGAGGCGAAACCCAAUGACACGCAAGAAAGCGAACAACAGGAGGAAGCCACAGACGAAGAAGAUCCGGAAGCCGAUAAUACCGACCAGGUCGAGGAAGAUGUCGAUGCCGAAGGCAAUACGGAAACUGACAAGAAAAAAUCUUCCAGCAAUGGGACGUUGGGAACCUUGAAACUCAUCAAGGGAGAAAUGGAGGUAGAGGACGAUGAUCCUGAUUUUAGCAAUCCGGGUCCUCCACCCAAACUAGAAAAAGGAGAAGCCUUUGCGGCUUGUAUCCUUAUCAAAGACGACAAUCAUUGGUUGAUUGAGUGGUUGGCCUACCACUAUCACACAAUGCCCCUGCGAUACUUGAUUGUGGCUGUGGAUCCAGACUCCAAAACUUCACCAAUUCCCAUUUUGAAACGAUGGAAGGAUCGAAAAAUGAUGUCCAUCAGUGUCUGGAAUGAUGAAAUGUUCAUGCCCAAGCAAAUAAAGGCCAAUGCCGGAAUCUUCAACAAUAACACAGAACUCAUGAUGCACAGAGUAAGGCAGAAUAACUUUUACUUCAAGUGCAUGAGAACAUUCAAACAACGUGAUCGAGAAUGGCUCAUGCUGAUUGACACAGAUGAGUACAUUGUCAACAAUUACGCUUCUGGUCUCUACUACAACAUUACCAAAAACAUCCCAAUCACAAAACCAGGCAAUGUCCUUACAUUCAUCAAGCAACAUCACAUGCUCACAGGUGAGAAUCAUACCUGCAGCUACAUGCCUCGGUACAUGUUUGGAAUCAAGGAAAGUGAAACUACUAUGGUACAGAGACACAUGCCUGCAGGCAUGGAUGGAAUGGACUAUUUGACGCAACGAUUCCUCUAUCGCAAUCCACGACGCAUGCACAAUGGCAAGAACCUAAUCAACAUUCGCAUGCUGCCACAAAUCAAAACUUAUACCAGUGUCCAUCAUGUGUCAAGUUACUGCCCGGAUCCAGACAAGAUGCGGACCGUCAACCAUGUCAAGAAAUCAUUGGUAAGGGUCCAUCAUUAUCUUGGUACGGAGGAGCAGUACUUUUUCCGCAGUGAUCCUCGCACAGCCAAGGUGUCCAACAGCACAGAUGCACCACCGUCACCUGACACCAAAAAGAAAGAGAAUAGCACACAGGCCUACUUUACGCGAGGAAAGGGUCGGUACAAAAUGCUCAACAAACGUUCCAUUUAUCCUGAUCAAGGAGCAAGAGCAUGGAUACGGGGAUUUGUGCAUGAUGUUGGAUUGGAUGUGGCCAAGGAGUUGUUGGCCGGUGUGGGAAAGGUUGGAUAUGAGGAAUGA
Messenger RNA from Seminavis robusta, 1728 nucleotides. The record is from the annotation of a GenBank genome assembly. NCBI's taxonomy places the organism in Eukaryota, Bacillariophyta, Bacillariophyceae, Naviculales, Naviculaceae.